Messenger RNA from Naegleria gruberi, 2370 nucleotides. RefSeq lists its product as uncharacterized. The record is from RefSeq and is a predicted model, not a curated record. The coding region runs from base 1 to 2370 and encodes 789 amino acids. The transcript has a single exon. NCBI's taxonomy places the organism in Eukaryota, Heterolobosea, Eutetramitea, Acrasida, Naegleriidae.
AUGUUUGCAGGAGAUCACGGUCGGAAUAUUCUCCAACUAGUCGAAGAUGACGACGAUCAGGUCAUUAAUUUAUCAGACUUUGAAUUUAACUUGAAUUUACAAACACAAAUACAAGAAUUGGAACCCAUUCGUGAAUUUUCCAAACAAAUUUCAUACAUUUCGCACCAACAACAACAAGAAGCCUUUUCAUUCCAAGAUCAUCAAGAUCAUGAUCACCAAUUUAACGUUAAAUUAUGUCAAGAUGAUUGGUUCAUGAUUCUCGAUUACAUUCCAUUCCCUGAUUUUUGUAAAUUUUCACUUGUUUGUUCAUCAUUUGCAGAAUUAUUAACUUUUAAUAGGAGACAUUUGGUGAUGAGAGGAAUUUUGAAGGAUUUUCCAUCACUAUUAAAAGAUCAUCAUUUUACCACUGUAGAAUCAUUGGGAAUGUUGGCAAGUGAAAGAUCUCCGAGUGAUGAUCUCUCCAAUUUUCAAAAAUCAUUAUUCUCUGAUAUGAUUUAUUUCCUUAUAGAGAAGAAGAGAUAUAAACAAAAUUUAUGGAAAUUCAUUGAAAUGGAUAAAAUUAGAGAAAUGGAUGAGAGAUUGUUCAUUUUACCAUUUAGAUCAUCAAUGAUCAUUAACAGUUUUUAUGAUUUUUUGGAUAUUCCACAAGAAUUGUUGAAUUGUAAAAAAUUUAUUAUGAAAUUUUUUGAAAUUAUUCCAAAGGCUUGUUCAAAAUUUUUCAUAUUUUUAAAUGAAAAUUUGAAAAAUGAUGAGGAAAUUGUCAAAUUGGCUGUUUCUAAUAAUGGAUGGUUGAUUAAAUUUGUUAAAAAUCCAAAUAAGGAAAUUGUUAAUUUGGCAUUUCAAUCUAAAUAUAGAUUUGACAUUUCUCCCACUUAUAAUCAAUAUAGAAAAGUAUUUGAAAAAUAUAAUGAUAGUUUAAUUCACUUAUCAGAUUCAUAUUAUGAAUUAUUAGAUGAAAAAUCAAUUGUUUCUGAUUAUAGAAAAUCAAAAAAAACAAAUGAUAAUUCCUUAUUUAGAAAAUAUAUACAAUUAGAUUCUAAAUAUGGAUUUAAAAAUAUUCAAUUUCUAUUAUUAUUUGCCUAUUUUGAACAAUCACCUGAAUUGAAAGAUGUUCUUUUAUAUUACUAUUAUAAUACUAAUAAUACUACUAAAAAUAGAAAACAUUACUUAUAUGUCGAUGAUUUAAUUACUGACAUGAUGUGUUUUCCAGACAUGUUUGAACCAUCACUUUCCAAUAUAAUUCAAGUUCCUACUCAAAUAUUAAAUUGUAAAACUAGAGAAAUAACCAUCUCACAAAUAUUAAAUAGAAUAUUAAAUGAUAAUUUUACAUUUAAUACUAUAUUAAAUAAUGUUAAUAUGAAAUUUACAAAAUCAAGUAUUGAAUAUUUAAGAAAAAGAUUAAUUCAUCAAUCCAAAGUUACACCACUCUUUACACGUCUCUAUUUUACAAAAUAUUUUGAAAUUAGAAAUGAAAAUGAUGAAAAUAAUGAAAUUAGGAAUGAAAUUAGGAAUGAAAAUGAUGAAAAUGAGAGAAUUAAAUUAUGGAAUGAAAUUUCCAAAUGUAGAAAAUUAAAUUUAAAAAUGCUCAAAUAUUAUCCAAAUUAUUAUUCACAAUUGAGUGAUGAAUUUAAGAAUGAAAAGGAAUUUAAAGCAAUUGCAAUGGAAAAUUUAAAGUGCAAUUUGAAAUAUUUUAAUGUGGAAAAUAAUGAUGAUGAAUUUGUAAUGGCACUUUCUGGUAAUUUUAAAAGAAAUAUUAAAAUAUUGAAAAGUAAAUAUGGAAAGGAAAAUAUUAAGGAAAGAAUUAAACGAAUUUUCCAACAAGAAAAUGGAAGAAUUCGUAAAGAAUGGUUAAAUUGGCCACGUGUCUAUGAUUUAUAUCAAUUCCAUCUUUGUUAUUUAUAUACUGAUAUGGAACAUGUAUUUACCACUGAAGAUCAAAUUGAAAUGAUUGAUCAUGGAACACCUGCAAUUGUUAAGAAAAUUGCCAUAACCAAUGAUGAAAGAAUUUUAGAAAGAAUUCGAAUGAAGAAUUUAUUGGACAUUUGGUUUUCAACCAAUUCAACUAGUUUCAUGGUAGUAACAUUUAGAUAUUGUUUGAGUUAUAAAUCACAUCAAGCUGUUUAUAGAGCUUUGGAUAGAACUUUUAUUACAUUACAAAAAUCUGAUCAAUUUUUAUCAAAGGUUUUACAAGUGGUUCCUAAAUUUGUAAAGGUAUUUUUCACAGUUAGAAAAUCAUAUUAUUAUGAUACACGUACUGUUAUUGAUUUCCCAUUUGAAUUAAUUAGAGAACUUGCAUUGGAAAAUCAGAGAAUUGUACAUUAUUUACCUAGAAAUAUUCAAAAGAGAUUGAAAAAUCCAUUCUCCCUUUAA